GAGCUGCAUUCAUUCGCAGGGAGUUGAGGAGCAGGAGAGGCGCUAGUAGGUAUAGGAAGUGCAAUGCGAUUGAUGGUUGCCUAACUUUGCCCUGACAUCUGGUUCUUUCUCAGGAUCUUCCCUGGAGGAGCCAUGGACGAGCCCGAUGAAGUCGAUUACGGCGACAGCGAUGAUGAUUUUGCAGACCUGGAAGUGGACUUGGACGACGGGCGAGAUGCCUUGCCGCAGCAAGAGGCCGCCUGCGAGCCAAUUGACACCGAAGCGGGCCUUCUCUGCUCUGACAAAGAGGAGGGAGAAGCCACUCCCAAAGCGAAUCCUCUGGUUGCAGACACGGGAGCAUCCUCUGAGCUCGAGGAUGGGGAGUUCAUCAUGGACUCAGAGCCAAUGCAGCUUGAAGAGACGGCGUCCGUUCAUGAAGCUGCGUCAAAGAGGCAGCCGGACUUUGAAGAUGGCUACUCUGAGGACGAGGAAGGAAGGCGAAGAGGAGAGCAGCACAGACAUCGGCGUAGUCCGGGAGUAGAGCCAGGUCGGGCUGUUUCACACCGCAACAAGCACCUGGAUCGAGCGCAUGACACUCUUCAAAGGAGCAGGGAAAGGGAGAGGGAUCGAAGAGAUGAAGCAAGGGGCAGUGUGGUGCCGCCAGUGCGAGGUUCAGAACGUCACCCGAUCCCGAACCAAGGGUUCAGGAAUGGCUAUUCUGAUGUGCACUCCCUUGUCCGUGUUGGCUCUUACCCUCCUUCGCAUCUGGCCCCCCCCCGCCAGAUGCUUGAUUCAGAACUGGCUAGGCGUCAGCCGCAUCCCCAUGCAAGCGGACCAGGGGUCCCUUUGCGGCCAACGUUUGGCCCUCCACUGGAGAUUCGUGCUGGAAGCAGCCUGGCGGUGCAAAGCGUGCGCUCAGGGCAAGGCAACUCCCAAGUCCAUAUUGUGUACCAACUCUCUGCUGAGCGCCAGCCGCAUCUCCAUCCAGCGCCCCAUGUGCUCCCCCAACCACCGCUGCGCCCGCCCAUCCUCAGCCAUGCCACUUUCGACUUGCGGCCCCCUUUUGGCGGCCCACCUCUCCUUCCGGCCGGGCUGCACCCGCUUCCAGUAAUGGCUGCGGGGACUGGUGCGAAUGCGCACCGGGUCCCGCUUGUCGCUAACGGGCCUUUCCGCCAAGGCGGCAGACCGUCGAACGCUCCUCCCGGCAGGGAUCCGCCUCCCCCCCAUUCGAGGAAUGAGCAUCUGCACAGGGGACAUUCGAACAGCCCGGGGGGUGAAUUUGCGAGGGGAAGUCGGGCCCCCAAGGACGUUCCCCGGGGGGGCAGCGGGAGGAUGGAGUCUGUGAGGGCGCAGCUGGAGGACCAGGGGAACCUGCGGGGGGAUCCCCCCAGGGUCAGGUUGAACGGACACAGAAGCGCCGUUGCGCCCCCGCCGCCGCCGCCGCCUCCAAGGCGUGCAGAUGAGCGGCCGCUGACGUCACGAAGCCCGCCAGCUCCUGCCAGGCGGGCAGAUGAGCGGGCGCUGACGACACGCAGCCCACCAGCUCCUGCCAGGCGCACGGAUGAGCGGCCGCUGACGUCACGGAGCCCGCCGCCUCCUGCCAGGCGCACGGAUGAGCGGGCGCUGACGUCACGGAGCCCGCCAGCUCCUGCCAGGCGUGCAGAUGAGCGUGCGCUGACGUCACGGAGCCCGCCAGCUCCGGCAAGGCGCGCAGAUGAGCGGAUGGUGACGUCACGGAGCCCGCCGGCAGAUGCCAACGGGAGGGGGGAGGCGAAGCAGCGGCCGAAUGUCUCACCGGAGCGAACGAAGGAGGUUAAGCGGCAGAAGAGUGAGGGUGCGGCGGAUGAUAUUAGCAAGGAGAGGGUCACGGGGUGGUCCGAGGACAGAAGUUUCCGGGGGAAUAAGGGAAGGUCUCCUGGGAAGAGUGAAAGCGAAGGGAGGGAGAGCGGGGGUUCGAGCAAGCGGGAAACGAGCGCCGACAGGGUGCAGGACUUCCAGCGAAGCCCUGCGGUCGGUAAGAAUGUUGACAUUGAGAAGCAGCCCAGGACCUCUGAUGGGGACCGGAAGCUGACGGAGAAAAAGGAGGAAGGCUUGAGUAACGAUCGAAGGGGUAGCGAGGACCGCAGAACUUCGUCGGUCAGGGCAGAAGCGAACGGGGAGGCGGACAAGAAGGUCUCGGGUCGAGAUAGCUCGGAACCGCACAGGAGCGCUUCUCGCAGUUCCCACGAGUUGCGGAGGUCUGAAGAGGGCGACCGGUCGACCAAGAGAAAGAGAGAGGACGACGCCAGGGGUUCGGAGGAGAGGGAGAAGGAAGCGAGGGAGAAGGAGAUGAGACACCGGGCGCUCCAGAUUCUGGAGGCGGGCCGGCACAAGAAGCGGAAGGAGAGGGAAGAGCAGCGGAGAAACGACCCCGGGGGGCAUGAACCGGGCACGUCGGGGCGCGAGGGUCAUCGGUCGGGUUUGCAGGGGGUGAGGAAGGACGGGAGGGACAAGAAAGCCCAGCGAAACUAUCGGCGCCCCUCGGAGUUCGAUGACAACGACGAGCGGUCUAGGAGUCGGAGCCAGGGGAGGGGCGAUAGUUCCGAAGAGCCUCGACGGAGGAGCGCGGAUUUAUGGGACAAGCGCCCGCUGCCAGAGCCGAAUGGAGUGGGAAGAACCGGGCGGGGCGGCCAUCCAGUUCGGUUGGACGAAAAGGGCGAUAGUUUCGAGCGUUCUCGGGGGGGUUUGUGGGCUGACAGGGGCAACAAGCUCGGAGACGGGCACACACAGCCAAACUCUCGACGGGUGGUCGUUGGGCUUGGUGCGAUCGAACGAAGGCCGGACCUGCCGAGGUUUUCCGACCGGGACAGGGACUUCAGUUCGAGCAGAAACGCAGCACGCGAGUCUCCCGGGCCGCCGGGGUUUGAGAACAGGGCCCCGGCGCCAAGGCCCCGUUUUGGGGGUAAUCCGGAGACUUGGGUGGGGCGGCUUGGAGACCCCGACCGCGCUGAUGGGCUGCAAAGGAGCGGAAGCGGGCCAGUCGUCAGCAUUGGGGCGAGGCAGCCUUCCAAAACGCUUGCUGUGAAUAAUUUGCCGGAGAACAUCAAGUCAGGGCGCAUUCUGGACAUCUUCAACAAGUACGGGCCAGUGCAGCUAGUGCGGCAGACAGGGAAAUCAUCGGUCGAGGUCACUUUUCGAAGAGAAGAAGAGGCGAAGGCUGCACGCGCAAAUGUCCACAGGAUGAUCAAGUUGGAGGGCAAGGAGGUACUGGUAGAGUACAAGGCACCAGUCUCCGCAUAGCAUGUUCUGGGCUAGAACCUGACGUUAUUGUCACGUCAGGACUGUCGUAAUCGAGCAGCUGAUUUUCCCACGCUUUCAAUCAAAGCAGGUUUCUCUGACGUGGAUCUGAACAGUGAUCACAACAAAAUUCAUUGCGGGUUUGCCAGCAUCACCCGAGUCGCUUUCGUUGCUAGCCAACUCUGAAACCAUGGACACACACGUGCAGUGC
This is a messenger RNA of Klebsormidium nitens, 3466 nucleotides long. The record is from the annotation of a GenBank genome assembly. Lineage: Eukaryota; Viridiplantae; Streptophyta; Klebsormidiophyceae; Klebsormidiales; Klebsormidiaceae.